Messenger RNA from Penicillium samsonianum, 1005 nucleotides. RefSeq names its product aldo/keto reductase family protein. The record is from RefSeq and is a predicted model, not a curated record. NCBI's taxonomy places the organism in Eukaryota, Fungi, Ascomycota, Eurotiomycetes, Eurotiales, Aspergillaceae. The coding region runs from base 1 to 1005 and encodes 334 amino acids. The transcript has 2 exons.
AUGAGUAACAUGAAAGCUGUUUUUGGCACUAUGACUGUCGGGAGACCUGGCCUCGAGGGUGCUCGAAUUCACACCCUAGAAGACCUCUCCGUUAUGCUCGAUUGUUUCCAAAGACACGGCCAUUCGGAAGUGGACACCUCUCGUGUCUACGCGGCGGGCUCGUCAGAGGAGUAUCUCGGUAACUCUCAAUGGCAAGGUCGUGGUCUAAGGAUGCAAACGAAGGUUUAUCCCACAGCAGGGAAGGGAUUGGAAAACCUUACGCCUGAGAUAUACACGCAUUCCCCGGAGGAUGUACGGGAAAGUCUGAAGCGGAGCCUCGAUGCGCUCAAGGCGGAUAAGAUUGACAUAUUUUAUCUACACGCGCCGGAUCGAAGUAUUCCCUUCGAAGUCACCCUACGUGAGGUGAACCAACUCUACCAAGAAGGCCACUUUACCCGGUUUGGAAUCAGCAACUUCAUGUCCUGGGAAGUCGCUGAGAUCUACGAAAUCUGUUCCAAGCACGACUGGGUCAAGCCCAGCGUCUACCAAGGGAUUUACAAUGCUCUGCAUCGCGCCAUCGAGCCAGAACUCAUCCCUUGUCUCCGCUUCUACGGCAUCUCCCUUUAUGCGUUUCAACCAUUGGCAGGUGGAUUUCUCACCGACCGGUACCAUCGCGAUACCAAAGAAUUUGUCGAGGGUUCACGAUUUGACCCAAAGCGGUGGCAAGGACGGGCGCAGCAGGGGAGGUACUGGAACGAAGCAUACUUUGAGGCUUUGGAUAUUAUCCGCCCUGUCGCGAAAAGUCACGGUCUCACGGAGUCAGAAUGUGCAUUUAGGUGGUUAUCUCAUCAUUCUGGGUUGAAAGGGGAGCUUGGCGAUGCCGUUUUGAUUGGAGCUAGUAGCUCCGAACAACUUGAGAAAAAUCUAGCGGAGUUAGAAAAGGGACCACUGCCAGAGGACAUUGUGCAGGCUCUAGAUGAUGGAUGGCUACGGGUCAGAGCAGGUGUUUUCAAGUACUGGCAUUAA